Molecule: messenger RNA, 8839 nt
Organism: Grus americana (Whooping crane)
Lineage: Eukaryota; Metazoa; Chordata; Aves; Gruiformes; Gruidae
Exons: 8
Coding region: 6068-6886 (272 amino acids)
Source: RefSeq, a predicted model, not a curated record
UUGUGUAUGGAAAAUCCAAAUACAGUGCCUUAUGGCUAACCCCAUUUCCUCCCACCCCUAAUCCUUCAAAAACUCAGGGCUGUUUGGAUUUGGUGCUUGCUGCUCCAGCCAUUUCAUCAACUUUUCCCCCACGCUCUUCUGAUCAUAAAAAAGGAACCAAGUUCAAACUCCAAGCCCACUUAUAUCUCUGUUUACUUCAGAGACAAAGAACAUCUCGACUUGGCACCUGGUGAGACCAGACCAGCUCUGCUGGCUUGGGCUGGAACCCAACAUCCCAUCUGUAAGAGUGACCAUCUAUCCACCUCAGCUGGCCUCAGCAGCCGGCGUACCUCUGGGAUGUACAUUCUUGGCAGGUAGCAGUUGGAGACUCCCUGAGCUGGGGUUCACAUCGAAGCAGUAGUGUUUAAGAACUUCCAUUGUGCCUUUCCUCCGUAGAUCUGUCUAAUCCCAAAUGAACCAAAGGUUUCUGGAUUGGCACUAUGCGCUGUAGCAAAGGGAUCUUCUUUUGGUUGUUUUAAACAUGUAGGACAAUGUUGGUUUUUGUGAACCCCACUUUCUUGCCCUGCAGGGACAGAGGAGGUGACGUUCCCUAUUUUGUUUCUCAGGGUGAUUCCCAGCUUCAUGGACAUCUCUUGCAGAUCUUCAUUGCUUUUCUGGGUCCUUUGUCCUGCAGGUCACGUUUCAGCUGUUGCCCAUGUUUACGCCUUUUAGAGUUCUAUGUUGUUAUUUUGGAACAUGAGCUAAUAUGCACGCAGGCAUGGAUACACUGUUGUGUGUUGUUAUUUUGUCCUGUAUUUCCUUCCUAAUAAUCCCUGAUGUUCUGUUUCACUUUGUAGCUCAGUGCUAGCUGCAGUUAUAGUUUUGGCAUACGUUCCAUAAUCCUGAUAUCUGUCAUGAAGGGUUGACGGUUGAUUGGGAACUCACUGCUGUGAUGGUCAGAUAUUGAGUUGAUUGUUCACCCUUCCUUCCUUCAGUUCCCUUAAAGCAAAACUCCUCUCCUGCUUGCGCCUGCGCACAUGUGCAUCUGGAUAAUGGAUCUAUUGUUGUAUUAAUAGAGGGGAAAAAACCAGUACAGAAUGUUGUAGGUCUAUGUCUAUUUGAGGAGCAGGAAUGAAAAUUUGAAAGAUUUCAAUUUGUCCUCCAAUUUCAUUUUUACAGUUCUGCUUGGUAAGCAAUCUUGGGGAAUAAUGAAGCUAUGACUUGCUGGGCUUGUACUGCCUCAAGUCAUGUUUCUCUCUGAAAUUCAGGUCUCUUUUGUGUUGCACAAGUGACAAGACUUCAGCUAAAAGAAUGCAAGAAUGACAGGAACGAGGAAAACACGUGUGCAUCAAUAAGCAAGUGUCCUGAGGGGCUGGCCUGUGACACGUUGGCAUCUGACUAUGCCUUGUGGAAGAAAAGCUCUCUACGGAGGGAAAUGUUCAGAAGGAUGAAAGUCAACGUCAGCAGAACUGGUGUGAGUCCUCAGAGAGGCCCAGUUAUGGCAAAUGGCGUUGGAAACAAAUGUGUGCCCUCAGCAAGAGUCAGACUUUGGUAUGAAAAUGUCAGCUGAGAACAACUAGAAUUUGUUCGGAUAUAUAGGUCAAAGUCAUCUUUGUGUUGGGCAGGAAAGAGAAGCUAUGCUCAAAUAAGGAAGCAUUUGGUUGCAAACCAAAAAAUCCACAAAUACUGCAUUAUGUGGUGGCUGAUUUUACACAGGAGGUCUAUCAUAAGCCCCUAAACCACCAGGACAUUGCAUUGUGCUUCCCACCACCCAGAACAUGGACUUGUGAAGAGCUAAAGCUCAGAACUCUUGUGUCUUGGCCUCAGUGUCAGGCAGUGGCUCCUCUGGGGUGCAGAUCUGUGUCUUCUACUCUGUGAUCCUCUUUACCUUGUGCUGAUGGGCUCUGGACGGUGGCACCCUGAGCAGGGCAGGCUCCUGUAGGGCAAAGGGGCCCUGUAGGAGCCCCACUGCCCAGCAUCAGCCUGGAUUCUCUAUCCUCCUCCUCCUCUCCUAUUUGGAUACCAGAAAAGACAUCCCACAGCAAGCAAUGGCUAGUGUCCCUUGCAGGGAAAAUGGAAACCGUAGGAUGGGUACUUUGAGGUGCACUAGCUACAAGGUUUUGCCUGUAGCUAGCCCCCAGAUGAAGGAUGGGGUGAUUUACUUGGUGUUUACUGUGGGGUAGGACAAAGCUCGUGUUACUGUAAAAUAGAGGUUUUAUGCUUCAGCUCAGCCUGAAGUAGUUCAUGUCUCAAGUGUCUCGUGCUUAGACAGAUUAUGUAAAAAUCUUGUUUAAAUAUGUCCUCUGAAUGCUUAGAAAAACUCAAAAAAAAUCCCUUUGAAUCAUCUUUCUAAAUGAAACACAUCCUUUAUGCAUCUCCUGCAUGUGUUGCUUCGAUGAGAUUCAGAAGCAUUGGAACAGGCUGCCCAUGGAAGUGAUUGAGUUCACCAUCCCUGGAGGUGUUUAAAAGAUGUGUAGAUGUGGUGCUUAGGGAUAUGGUUUAGUGGUGGACUUGGCAGUUAAUGGUUGGACUCAAUCUUAAAGGUCUUUUUCUAUCCUAAACAAUUCUAUGAUUCUAUGAAUACAAUCAAAUACAAUCAAACAAGUCAUGGGGAAUGAAAUCUCAUUUUACUGAAUCGAACACAUUCAGUUUUAAUUGCAGAGAGAACAGUUUUAUCCACAUUGUAUACAAAAUCAAGCUCUUCUGAUGUUUAACCAUUUCCUUUUACAAUAGGAAAGGUGGACUCAGAGGUGAUUCCCCUUCCUGGCAGAUAUGUAUUCUCUGGUUCAUAUACGCACCAGUGCUCGGGAGCCUGGGCUAAAACCAGAAAGUCAAAAUGCCUUUUUCAGGAUACCACCCCAAGUCAAUCAAGGCAGAAGAUGUAUUUUGAGAAGGAUAUGUUCUGUAGGGGCUUUUACUGCCUCUUUGGUCAAGAUUCUCUUGACAGUGGGCAUAAGCCAGCUGCUGUUGACCAGGAAAUGUGCUCCACUCAUUGCUUGCUCCCUGCGCUGGUUUUGGCUGGGAUAGUUAAUUUUCUUCAUAGUAGCUAAUAUGGGGCUGUGUUUUGGAUUUGUGCUGAAAGCAGUGCUGAUAACACAGGGAUGUUUCCAUUCCUGCUGAGCAGUGCUUACACAGAGCCAAGGCCUUUUCUGCUUCUCACACCCCCCACCAGCGAGGAGGCUGGGGGUGCACAAGGAGUUGGGAGGGGACACAGCCAGGAGAGCUGACCCCAAACGACCAAAGGGAUAUCCCGUACCAUAUGAUGUCAUGCUCAGCAUACAAAGCUGGGGGAAGAAAAAGGAAGGGGGAGGCGUUCAGAGUGAUGGUGUUUGUCUUCCCAAGUCACCGUUACGCGUGACAGAGCCCUGCUGUCCUGGGGAUGGCUGAACACCUGCCUGCUGGUGGGACGUGGGGAACGAAUUCCUUGGUUUGCUUUGUUUGCGUGUGAGGCUCUUGCUUUACUUGUUAAACUGUCUUUAUCUCGACCCACGAGUUUUCUCACUUUUACCCUUCUGAUUCUCUCCCCCAUCCCACUGUGGGGAGGGAGUAAGUGAGCAGCUGCGUGGGGCUGAGCUGCCGGCUGGGGUUAAACCGCAACACUCUGUUAUAAACAAUGUCCUUAUCUUUUUAGCAAUUAAAAAUUAAACCAGAAUAGCUUUUCUGUCAUCUGUUCAAGAAUGUUGUUCAGACAUAGAUGUAAAAAUUGAUCUUCCGUGUAAGAACUAUAAACAAUGUCACAUGAAAAAGCUGAUGACGAGAGGCAUCCUCAUUCUGUUGUCUUGAAAUAAAAUGGGAGAAGUUGAAUCCUUAAAUCUUACAAACUGCUCUUUAGAUGAUGUGUCUAAUAAUUUUACUGACAAGUUUAUGCUUAAACAGGCAAUGGAUUCCCCUCGCUGGGUGGAAGAUGGCAUUGUGGAGACUCCCUGAGGCCCAUCUAGGUAGCGGCACGUUUGGACCUCAUGGCAUGUGUUAGCCGGGAACCCACCUCACUUCAUAUGUUCUCCCAGUGUACUUGGUCCAAGAGGCAGAAGUGGCCAUGUAGCCAACUCGCAAUCUGCCUGGCAUUUGUGGGUACAGUUCUGUGUCUGCCAGCAGCAUCUGAAUAAGCAACUGUGCCAUUUUGGGUUGGGAAGUGACUCGCUGGUGGCAGCUCUGCAAGAACUGGUGGUUGUAAGAGACCCCAAACUGAACAUGACUGCAAUAAAUGGUUACUCCAGGCAGUGGGACCUCAGCUGGAGAACAGUGUCCUGUUUUAUAAGCUUUUAUAAGCUCUGUUUGAAGAUGAUCUACAUGCUCCCCUUCAUUUAAGUCAGUCAUGGCCUUGCUGCAGCUGUGGGGCUUGCUGGCAGGGGGAUGGUGGCUGAGCACAGGCUGUCUGUUAACGCUUUGUAGAAAUAAUAUCUUAAGACCUAGCUGUUCGGGAAACUAUCUUCCACAUCAGUUAAAUAGUAUGGGGUUUUUUUCUAUAUGUGAGAAAAGAUGACACCACCCAAGGCUAAAGGUCCUCUAGAAAGGAGGAAACUCGUGAAGCCAAUAAAUCUGGGGUCAUGUUCAAUUUGUGAAGAUGGAAGAAUGUGUUCCCUCCCUUCCUGGUGUGGUCUGCACUGGCCAGAAGCUGUGUUGGAAUGAAGGCUAUUUUUGGAAUUGUAUUUCUUGUUGGGGAGUUUGUGGUUCCUGAACCAUGUUGGGUCUCUUCAUUGCAUCGCUCCAUGGCAAGAUUUCCUUCUGGUGCAACCUUGGUAGACAAGGGGAGUGUGAUUCUUCUCUGAGGAGUUAAAAAAUGUGGAGGAAAUCAUGAGACCUGGAGAUUUGACAGGCAAUUAAGCUGGAAAACAGCUCUAGAGACAGCUCUUUGCUUGGGAUGCAGCUGUAAGAGAGGUUCUUCUGCUGGCACAGCUGCCUCACUUUUGAAAGAUGGACAAUCUUCUGCUGAGGUUCCUGUCUCUCAGCUUGAUGGCACUGAGAUCUGCUCUGAUGCUUCAGAAACAAUGGCAUCUGCAUAGCCAUUGCAAGAUCCUUUUGCACCAUGAGCUGAAGUUGCUCCACAGCUGGAAGGGAGACCCUAACAUCAGCUUGGUCCAGGUGGGAGAGCAGGAAGUAAGCUCAGUCCAGAGCACACCAGAGAGGGAAACAGUGCUGCAAAGGGAAUUUCUUCAUUUUUCUGUCUUGCCUGAAGUGGUGGACCACUGAGCCUUGCUAUAGACAGUGUCUGUGGGGGAACUGUAUUGGAGAGGAGGUGCAAGUCCCUUGCAGCAUCAGGAGUGUUCCCCACCUGACUCCCCAUCUGCAACAGCCACCGAGGGGCUUGGGCUGCAGUGGGACUGACAGCUUCUUUCUCCUCAGUGUGCAGUAAAUAUAACAACAUCAUAGGCUUGUGAUUAAACAGCCCUUUUAAAGAGAAGGAAAAAGGGUUAAAAAUCUGCAGAUUCCUGGUACCGAUGCAAUUUGUAUAGUAGGGGAGCAGAAAACAGGCCCAGUGGUGUCAAAAGAUCAGAUGCCUGUAUCAUUAAAUCUUAUGUGCAUUUAUCCUCUGGAAUGUAGAUAGGAAAAGGGAAACAUUAACUGAUUCUUCAUUUUUGGCUGGAAGCAACGAUAAUAUCUUAGGGAAGUGUGAGAGUUCUUUGGAUCACUGGACUCCAGUGUGAGAUAGAAGAUCAAGGAAGCAGUGCAAAAUCCCCCGUCUUUUGUGCCAGGGAUAAAAUAGUUUCCUCUGAGAGCGAAAUCCGCAUUGCAAAUAAACUCUAUUCUUGUAAACGGCCAAAUUAAGAGCAGUAGUGUCAGAUGCAAAGUAUGAGUCAUACAAGCAAGAGUUCCAGAGGAUGUAGCGUGUCCCUAGAUUGUUUUGCUAGCGGUGAUUGAGGAAUAAGUGUUCUGUCCAGGGACCUCUGGAGAGAGAUCUUAGGGCAGAACAAGACAUCAGGAGGCAACAGCCCCUCUCAAACCCCAUUUUCCACCCCCUCCCCAAAGUGGCUGUACUGCAAUGGACAGGGAGAUGACUGAGGAAGGAGCCUGGUGAGCCUGCUCUAGGAUUGUGGAGGAUCUAGAAGAGUGUCCUACACCGCUGGAGCUGAGCACCCAGGGCAGCCUGAUGGACUGUCCCCGCUUCACGCGAUUAUGUUUCCUGAUUCUGACCGUUGCAGCUCCCCAUCCAAAUAUUGCCAUGCCCAGUGACAACUGUGCUGAGGGAAGACAAGACAAACCAAAUGUGACAGUCUACCACUGUAAGGACUGUGAGAGCAACAUAUGCGAAUCAUCCAAUUACGAAGACUUUGUAAAAAUUAGUGAAACACAAAGUGAGACAUUUUCAAAUGAAAUAAUUCAGUUGGUGACCAAUGAAACACACAUCAUUAUGUGCUUUCAGCAAGAAGGUACUGUUCCUGAAGGAAUUUAUGCCAUUUUCUGGGAGAAAGCCAUGGGAGCAGGAGACUCAUGUGGUGGCAUCGUGGAGGCUGUAGGUUCUUCAGAAAAUGUGACGUUUGACACCGCUAAAAUUUGCUGUGGAGCAGAAACAGACCCCUCAUUGACCAAACAUCCUCUGAAGUGCUACACUGAAACGUCAGGUGAAAAAAAUGGAAAAUCACCAGCCAACAUCACUGGUGAGGGAAAUCCAGGUUAUAGACAAACAAGGGAUCCUUGCUCGAGACAAGCAAACACUAAUCCUCUUCUGGGGACAGUCUUUGGUGAUGCUCAAUUUUCAGUCUAUGAAAAGAGCUGCAUUAGCAUCAUCAUCCUAGUACUGAUUCUUGGGUUUUGUGCAGCAGCACUGGCAACGUAUUGUGUUCGACGGAACCGGAAAGGUCAAGGACCUGUCAUAGUGCUCCAUCAGAUUUUUAAUGGUAUUGGAAAAGCCAAAGGGACUCCUGACGUGGAAAACCUUACACCUUUUCGAAAAAAAAUCUACAAAUGAGAAAACCAGGCCUCUAUGCCAGCAGCAUACUGCCCAGUAAUAAUGUACAGCAUUCAGCUGAAAAAACAGAUGCUCAUUUUAUAUGACACCUCAUCGUAGUUUUCACAAAUCUACCUUCACCAAAUCCUCCGUGCAUUCACUGAGGGCUGUCAUUGCCAUAGCGGUCCAGCUCCAGGCCUUUGUGAGCAACUCCAGAAGCUCCCUCGUCUUCCAUCCUCUCCUGGUUCUUUGCUGAGGACAGCAGUCAUCGCAAGAUGUGUGGCUGGCUCAGCAGCACAGGUUUAAACCAGCUGAAUUCUCUCAAUGGUUUUCAUGAUUGUGAAACUGUCAGUUCAUCUGAAAUUCUUCAGAGAACUGCAGCUGUGCUCAGGAAGGAUGCAUCGAAACCUGAGGCAGAUGAUCUCUGCAUGUCUUCCAUUUUGUAAUGCAAUAGCAUGCCCAUAGGUCUUUAUUUUUUUAACUCCCAGGGGACCUCUAGAUCCCAAAAAGCAUUUUGUACAGGUGACUGGUUUGUUGAGUUAGAGGGGUUGGGCCUUUUGAACAGACAUUUGAUUUUGCAACCACCUUCAGGUUGAGGACAUCUCCUCUGCGUGCUUGUUCCCACGUGAGGGUGGAUGGGAGGGCUCAGUAAGUAUUUACUGAGUAUGGUAUUUUGACUGAUCCAGUUGUGAACUCUGUUAUAUCAUGAUGAAUGUUACAAUAUGUUUAUUCAAUAAGCCAAAGUUAAGGUUACCCGUAAAAAGUAUACACUGGGCAAGGAUUUAGAGAUAGAAGGAAAAAACCUUUUCCUCUUUAUACAGUACCUUAGCAGGAUUGCAGUUCUUGGUUUUUUUCCCAGAACAGGACUGCUGUAAGCUUUCAAUAGAGUAGAGCUGUGUCUAAAAGGACUGAGGAAGAGGUUUGUUUGGGACAAACGCCAUCUUUUUUUGAGGAAGUAAUAUGUCUGGUGCUAUAGCCUGGGAAAGGAGCACUCAAAUCAGGUAUGGUCCUUUCACUUUUUGACCCCACAGCAGCUAUCAUGAGAUUUGCUUUUGGUUCUGUUUCCCUCUGCUGUUAAGUCAUUGCUCUGGGCACCUUUGAGGAAGUGCCAAGUGCUCCAGCUUACGCAGUCAAGCUGUGCUUCUGGAGAUCUCUAGUGAUGUACACGUUAUUUUCCUAUACCUAGAAAAACACUGUCUUAAAAUUGAAGGCCAAGGCAGUUCUUUUGUAUGGUCUUUUAAUGAGAAAAACAAAUGUGUCUGUGUAUAACUGUGGAAGAAUCUAUGCGUGGGUGUAUAUAUGGUGUUCCAUAUGGAUGUCUGACACCGGGUGGUUUUAGUAUAAACUCAGAUUUUGAGUUCUUUGGAAAAGGGACAAAGUGUUAUUUGAGAACUCACACUAUAUUAACCUGAGGGAUUCAGGUUUAAUGAUGUGCAGAUUCAAUUUCUGUUCUUUAACACCAGUUGGGGCCAGAGAGCUGGGCAUGUUUGGAGAAGUAAGAUUAUAUGGACACCAAUGCCCAGUUGCUUAGCUCUAUCAGUCACAAGACACAAGUCACAGACCGAUCUUUAUGCCUCACUCAAGCACGCUUUCCUUUACAUCACUUCUUUCUACUGAUGAUUAUGCAGAUUGUGAUAUUCAGAGGCAUCACUAGCAACUGUUUCACUUUGCCUCUCUUGAGUUGUGUUACACUGGUAGACACUAAUCAUCCCACAUCUCAGGAAAAACUGCUAUAAAUAGCUUUAAAGAUCUACAGUGUUUGUAAUAAGUAACUGCAUUGUGUUGGCUUGCAAUAUACAAAUAUAGGCAAAUAUUUUUUUUAUGAAAUAAAAAAAGGACUAAAGAUACUAAGUGGUCUGGCUCACCAAAUGCAAUAAUUUGAUUUGAUAGCUGUAAUUUCGCUGUAAUUUCACUGUAAUGAGUCUUUCUGUUUUGUCUUCUUAUACUCACUGCAAUAAAACAUCAGCUUAAACU